AUGGGAGAUCCAUGUACUGGACUGUCUGACCCGCGUACUCCGGGCAAGAAGUAUCUACGGGGCGGUGACUAUGGAGAAUGUCGGCGUUGCCCAAAAUUCGAUACUCGUUUGGCGUACGUGGACUCUGAGCUGCUCAAAGCCACCAAUCCGACGGAUGCUUGGAUCAAGGAGAUUCAACAAGCAAAGCAACAGAAUCUUUUUCUGAAGGAACGGGUCUUCUUGCUCAAAGGUCCGCUGUGCAAUGGAGGACUCGAUUUCAAUGCUGAUAAUCAGCUCAGGAACUUUCAGGAGACACCAGAGUCGGCGGCGAACAAUGGCGAGAAGAGGGCCAAGAAUCUUGAUUCCUUGAUGCGCACGCUGACCGGCUCCGGUAACGUGAAGUUGAUGAGAAGGCCAACGCGGUUCGAGUUGCAGGAUGUGGACAAGAAAAACGCCAAGUUCGUUGAUUUACGCGAACCCGUGGACUUGUAG
Molecule: messenger RNA, 471 nt
Organism: Sordaria macrospora k-hell
Lineage: Eukaryota; Fungi; Ascomycota; Sordariomycetes; Sordariales; Sordariaceae
Source: RefSeq, a predicted model, not a curated record